AUGGCGACCAACUCACCGGAAACCAACAAGCGACGGGAAUCUCCUUUGCCAACGGUAAACGAAAGGUUGGGACAUCUAAAGCCUUCCAGAGAGCUACUAGAAUACUACAGAAGAAAAAUUGCAGAAUAUGAUGGUGAAUAUGAAGAGAUGGUGAGGAAACUGGAACUGUAUAAGUGCACGUAUGAAGAACAGGUAAAAUGAAGUUGUGUUGUUGUUGAGGCAAAGAGAUCACUGAUCUUAAUCAAUAUAUCGAUAGACGCCGACCUAGAUUUUUUUUUUAAUUUCCGUAGCAUAAGACGCAGUGGGAACUACGACAACGCGAAGAAGAGAUAGCCGAGUUGCAAAAGGCGCUUAGCGACAUGCAAGUUUACUUAUUCCAAGAAAGAGAACAUGUCUUACGGUUGUACGCCGAAAACGACCGCCUGAAAAUUCGCGAGCUCGAAGAUCGCAAAAAGAUACAGCAUUUAUUGAGCCUGUCAAAGGCGACCGUACCUGAAAUUACUUACUUUCAUCACCAGCCACCAGCGAAGGCUAUUGUCGCGCAACAUAAACCGAGAGACAAAGAGAGCGGGAGAAGGCCACUCCCUGGACGUGGCCCCGGGGGACAUAAAAGAGGUAAUAAUGAGAUAUUUCCUUAUCUAGUCCAUUUCUGUUGUAGAGAUUUCAAUGAAAGAAGGUUACUCGUAGUCUGUCACUUUCUACAACGCUUCUUGCUACCAUAUGUUUAAGAUUUGUAUGGCCCUCUUGAAUUGUCCGAGAAAUUUUAGGAAGAGGUGGUGCUUCUCCCUUAGAUCUUUUCUAAGUAAAUUGAAGGCUUUUCUUCUGGAAAGGUUCAUUUUUGGGUCAAAGUAGUCUUUCCCAUCAUCACAAGCCACUCUUAGGAGAAAAAAAAGAGAAUUCCCUCAAGAAUUGUCAUGGGAGAAUUUGGAUCAGGAUCACUUGUUGAUAUAUUUGGUUAUUCACUUGGCUGUCUUAUUUUAGACUCCACUGGAAAUUAUCGUCCAGCCAGAAGUACCGCUGAAGCUGAUGACAACCAGACCCUUUUGCUUCAAAUAGAAUCCUUGCAGGCUCAACUUGAGGAACAGACAAAGCUAGCAAAAGAACAGGUGGAUGCCUUGUUAGAAGAUCGCCGAGUACAUAUGGAAGAACAACAGGCACAGAGGGAGAGAGAUGCAGACAAAAUCAAAACAAUGCAGGAAAAGUUGCGGAAAACACAGGAUCUUCUUUAUGAUAGUACUAAGGAUUUCCUAGAGCUGAAAUAUGAAAUAAGAGCCAAGGAGAGACACUGGAUGGUUGAUAGAGACAGAUUAGCUCAGGAGAUUGAUCACCUGAGAGAACAACUUGAUGUGAGUGGUGUCAGUGUGUUAGAAGUAUCAGGAGAGGUAAUGGAGCCACGUCAAGCGCAAUUGGUUGCAGUCCAGUCACUAAGACAUCAACUUGAACAGACACAGAAACUUGCAGAAAUGUAUAGGGAGCAAUGUAUAGGCCUUGAAGAUGAGUUGGCAAGAAUACGAGAGAAGACUGAUGUUAGUGAAGACAUUUUCAAGGAGCGCUCUGAGAAGAUGAGCAAGAGAUUGGCAUUGAUGAAUUCCCGAUAUGAAAACCUUGAGAAAAGAAGAGCCAUGGAAGUUGAAGGGUUCAAAACUGAUAUUAAAAUGCUAAGAGACAAGCUGAAGAAUGUUGAGAAGCAGCUUUAUAAGGUAAGAAAAAAUGUUUUACCUUACAUUGUAAAGUGUGAUUGGACAUCGCUGGAAAUCUUGCUAUAUAAAAUGCCAAACUGUGCUAAAAACAAAAGUAGGCACAUGAGGAGCAGUCAAGUGUAUCUCUGACUUCUUACCACAUUUUGACGUCAUCUGUGCUCUAUUACUGAACAGUCCCAUGGCAACAUAGAAUCUAUAUAUUUAACCCUUUGACUCCCAGAUCAAAUUUCUUACUCUCCUUACUGUCAACCAUACAAUUCUUAUAAUGUUACUUUGAAGAAUCUAGUAUUAGAUCAACUAAUUAUCCCCAAAUUGAUAUUUUUCUUUACUCUCAUCACUUAUCUGGUUGGUAUUGUAAGGAGAAAUUCUGUCUUGGUCACUCAUGGGAGCUAAAGGGUUAAUAUGAUAAUGGUGUUGUCAUUUACGUGUCUUUCCUCCAAUAGAUCAUAAGUAUUAACUAAUCAUAGUUUAGCUCAGCUUAUCAUAUGCUAGAUCAUGCAACUUAACAACCUGGGACAGUUUUUCAAAAGCUGGGCUAAGCUCACCCGGGGUUGGUGUGAAAUUUUAUUCCAGGUCUGAAGGCUUAAAAGAAAAUCCAUUUUAAAUCUUUCUGCAAUUUGAAGAUUGGAUGUUCCAAACAGAACUGAGAAAAUUUUCCCUAAAAGGCUCUUGAACAGAGAAAUACAGAAAUCUGGACUCAAAUUUAACCCUGUGUUAGUGCUAAUCAGCCUCCGAACAAUUAGGACCUGUGCCUUAGACAUGAGUUCUGUUGUUAACAUCAAACCAUUUUGGUCUGUUCAUCUCUAGGUUACAGUUUCCAUGGGAGAUGAUUACGAUGAACAAGUACUUAAAAAUGUGCGAAAAACAGCAGGACGAUCAAAGAAACUUGUUGGUGAACUUCACAAUCUUAAAGCUAAGAUAUAUUCUUUGGAAAAUGACAUAAGGCAUAUGGGUUGA
This is a messenger RNA of Pocillopora meandrina, 2657 nucleotides long. NCBI's taxonomy places the organism in Eukaryota, Metazoa, Cnidaria, Anthozoa, Scleractinia, Pocilloporidae. The record is from the annotation of a GenBank genome assembly.